Thamnophis sirtalis is the source of this 1266-nucleotide messenger RNA. The record is from RefSeq and is a predicted model, not a curated record. Lineage: Eukaryota; Metazoa; Chordata; Lepidosauria; Squamata; Natricidae.
AUGAAAGUGCUACACAAUGUUUAUUCAUCAGCACAAGUGAAAUACCAAUAUGUUGAUGAUUUUCAAUUAUAUAUCUCCACUAUUUCCAUGACAAGUAAUGCCAUCAUUAUGCUUGCCCAAUCCCUGGAGGCUAUGAAGUUUGAGACUCAAUUUGUAGAGUAUUUUAUGGAGAAAGAUAACGGAAUCCUGAACUGCAUUAUUAGAACAGCUCUGCCAAAUAUGAACAGGGAAAACAGAGAGCAAUAUCAGGUUGUUAUCCAGGCAAAGGAUAUGGGGGGCCAGAUGGGCGGAUUAUCAGGAACCACGAUAGUGAACAUUACCCUGACUGAUGUCAACGACAAUCCACCUCGAUUCCCACAGAUUUGUAAAAUCAAGCAGCAGGAGGAAGGAUUCAAGAAGGUAUUUGCAGAUCCAUUUCCAAUAUUUCUCAAAAACAGUCAUGGGUUGGUGCAUAAGCCUCUUGGUUUUGGCACAGGAAAUGGCACUCUGUGUCUUUAUCAAAAUCCUUUUAUAAGUGUGAUUGCAUUCUUCUCUCUUGAAAUAGAAGCAAGGAUGAGUAGUUUCCUUGGAGUUUCACCAGGGGAUUAUGGUGGUUCCAUUGACUGUGUGGGCUUCCAGAGCUUUUUAGCUCCUGGAGGCAAAGUGCAAAUAAAGAAUAAUAAUGAUUCAAAGCCAUUGGAUUAUGAGAAUCGAAGGCUAUAUACUUUGAAAGUAGAGGCAGAAAAUCUGUAUGUUGACCCACGCUUUUAUUACCUCGGACCUUUUAAAGAUACAACCACCGUGAAAAUAUCUGUGGAAGAUGUGGAUGAGCCUCCUAUAUUUAGCAGAUCUUCGUAUCUUUUUGAAAUACAUGAAGAUAUUGAGGUGGGCACCAUCAUAGGCACAGUCAUGGCACGAGAUCCAGAUUCUGCUGCAGGCCCAAUAAGGUUUUCCUUGGAUCGCCACACUGAUCUUGAUAGAAUUUUCAACAUACAUUCAGGAAAUGGAUCUAUCUAUACUUCUAAGAUGCUUGACCGAGAAAUAUCACAGUGGCACAACCUUAGUGUAAUAGCAGCAGAAAUCAACAAUCCCAAAGAGACAACCCGUGUUUCAGUGUAUGUACGCAUAUUGGAUGUGAACGACAAUGCACCACAAUUUGCUGUAUUUUAUGACACUUUUGUGUGUGAAAAUGCAAGAGCUGGACAAGUAAGUCAAUUAUGCACAUGCAUUGAACUCUCUAGUUUUGUUUUAGGAACAGGAAAAAUAAAAGAUUUCAUCUAACAAUAA